CUGUCAACUGCAUUUUUUCCAGGAGGGGAGGCCCUGGUGUACCACCAGGGUGGGGUGGCCGGCUGGCUGAGUGAUUGUCGCCUCUUUAGGGCAUUAUCACAUAUAAGACAAAUAGGUAUAUUUUGUGAAGUGAGGCGUUUAAUUUGUUAGAGGUCGUUCUUGUUUGGGACUCUCUUUUCUUUUUAUUCGCAUCCACCAACAAAUUCAAUCUUGGUUUUGGUUUAACAGCUUCUCUACAAUCUGCCGGCCUAAGAUUUUUGCAUCAAGAAGUAUAAAACAACAAGGCACUUUCCAAAAACUGACCCAGCCAUGGAACAUGCAAAAAAAAUAGUAGUUUCCAAAUAGUUUGUCCUUAAAAUAGUUUACUCAGGCAGUGUUUAUUUUGCAAGCACAUCGCUACGCAAAUGUUUUCAAUCGUCCGAUUUUUUCUCGUGACCGUGUAAAGUAACGUUACCCUGAAAAAAAUCUAACGAAUCAAAAGUUUAAGAAGAAUUUCAACAUCGAAGAGAUUAAAUUCCCAACCGUAAUUUAUGUUUUUGUUCUGUCGAAAUAUCUCAAGAUAAUUUUUGUCACGUUUGUGGUGUUCGAUCGUUUAAUAUUUUAGCCGGAGGGUUUUUAACGAUUUCUGCUGUUUUGUGUGUUAUGUAAUCGUCGCUUAAUUUUUUUCGACGAUGCCAUUCGAAAAUUCUCACGACUGCUCUUGGGACUUAACUUAUUCAAAACGGGCUUUCUAUUUAACUGAAAAAAGUGGUUUUUUUUCUUCAAUGGAAGGAGAAUAGCUCAUUGUUCUUGUCACACAAUAACCUCCGAAAGAUGAUUUGAUAUGCUAAUGCCGUUUUUUGUAUUGAAAUCGUGUUUGCUAUAAAAGAUGUCAUUUUCGCCAAAGACUUUAAUGAUCCAGUUAUCCGCCAGACCCAGCCAAAUAAUCCUAAUUACUCCGAUCCGUUAGCUAACGAAGUUUGUGGAUGGUUUGAGUUUGGGAAAUGUGUUUCUUUGUCAAACUUGCCCUCCGGGUGACCUCUGUAAUAUAUGCUACCCCCCACUCAUCCGGGAACUUGCCUUAAAAGCUAUCUUCUGAUUGGCUGUCAGCAGGUAGUAACGUGGUGGCCAGUGAAAGCAUGAUAUUCGUGUUCGAGUUCAUCGCAAAACCUUUCGCUUAUUCAUCGAACAGGAAUUUUUGGUCGGCCUUUUUCCAUUCUUUGAGCUGUGUAGACUGCAGUUUCUGUAGAACGGCUUCAUUGACGGCGGCGAAUAGAGUAGUCAUCUUUAACAAUCCACCUUCGCUUCCAUGGCCCUUCAAGGAGGUUGUGUCGAAACGAUCGAAAAAAGGACAUGAAGAUGGACAUUUUGCAACGCACUGUGUAAAAUUGGAGACCGGUUCUGGCUCCAUCUCCGAUGACCCAUCAUGGCGGAUCCAUUUCUGGGAAUAUUCGAUGGCGUCAAUAACGGCUUGGAAGAUUUAGGUCUCGGCUCAACGCUCGGCACACAUGGAAGCCAAGGAGGACAACUGCAGGAAAGGCUGCAGCAUUCAGCGUCUUUUCCAGGAUAUCAAUCGCAGUCGCCGUCGAACACAAAUCAAACAAAGCUUCAACAUUUCGAUGAUCGAUCUUCAGGCUCUCCGUUCUUACCGCCCUCGCAGAAACUCCAGCAUUUUAACGAUCCGUUACUAUCGUCAUCGCCGCAACGAUUUCACUCUAUUCAGUCGUCCUCACAACAACAGUUUUCCGAAUUUCGUUCACCAUCACAGAUAAACAUGUGUUGGCCUCGUGGCCAACCGUUACGAAGCUCCCCUAAUUAUAGUGGAUUCUCACAGGGAUCUGAACAAUCGCCAUUUCGACAGCCAUUUGGCUACGGGUUUCCGCGAUCGUCUUCUCCAAGGCUUCAGCAUUUCGCCAAUCAAUCGCCAAUGAAUUCCUCUCCAGAUCGUUUUCCCACUGGGCCUUCACAGUCUCCUAGACUUCAGCACCAGAGCCAGUCACCUUCACUUCCUUACUCCGGCUCUUCUCCCAAAGGUACAAGCCCUAAGACUGUGGAGCCGAAUCAACAACAGAAACAAAAGCAAAUCAGUCCACAGCAAGCACUGUACAAACAUCUGCAAGGUUCAGAAGGGAGCCAGCAGCAAAUAGAGCUGGGGGGACAAAGUCGACUACAACACUUAGUAUCUAGUAAUGCAGGUGACAUUGAUCAAAGCAAACCUUCACUUUCAGGUGCAGGGGAUGGAAAUUUUCCUUAUAAUCCUUUUCAAAGUGGGUCUCGACCACCCAUGGCUAUGAGUCAGAAUUCGCCCCAGUCCAGUUACAAUUCGCAACAAUUUCAAAAUUCACAAUAUGCUGCUUUCAAUGGUGGAAUUGCAGGUGGAGUUGACCAGGACAUGUUUACCCCAGGAAACCAGCAUAAUUUGGCAACUUCUCAACAGCCUGGAUAUCCAUUCACCAACUUGCAGAUGUCAGACCCUCAAGACCUGAUGCAGGUCAAGACAUCAGCAAUCUUGCUUCAAAUGCAGCGAAUCCAGCAGCAGAUCCAGCAAGUGCGGGAAAUGGGACAGCCAUCUCAAAUGCAACAGUUGCAAUUUCAAUUUCAGCGGCUUUAUCAAAUCUAUGCAAUGCAACAACAACAAAGGGUACAGCCAAACUUUCAACCUCAGAACUAUGAUCAAAUGAGGUUUAUACAACAGCAAAGGCAGCAGGAGAAAGCCAAUAGAAUUGCUGUAGAAGCCAUGGCUAAAGCAGCAUUGCAUAACAGUGAUGGCAUGCCCAUGAUGCCAGGGUUUCCACCAAUGUCAUCAGGCCAGCGAGUGAUGGGAAAUCCAACAGCAGUGAACACUGGAAUGAUGGAUUUGACUAGGCACCCUAUGCCAGCUGACCCUAUUAGUCUGGGCCCUUCUAUAGUUCAAAAACCAGCACCAGUACGGAGCUCACAGACUUCAAGGCCACCAGCAACUGUGUUGGCAAAACCAACCCCUGUGCGGAGCAGGAAAGAUUCAUCUGAUGCUGAACCUUCACCACCAAAUUCUCCAAGCUAUUUUGAAGAGGAUCAUGUUUCCAGUAUCACUCGACGAUCUCUCAGAGAACGCAAGAAGAAGACCUACAAGGACGACUUUGACUACAACUUGUCUGACGAGGAAGGGGAGAAGGAGCCUGCUGAAGGUGGCGUGCAGGCAGCAUACCCAGGUGACAGUGCUGGUCAAGGCUAUAUACCAGUGGGACCUGAAGUUGAAGAGACAACAACAGUUGAGAAAAUAUUGGCCAUGAGAACAAAACAGGAUGAAGAACUUGGAAAUUAUGAGGAAUUCUUGGUCAAGUUUAAGAACUACUCUUAUCUUCACUGUGAAUGGGCAACCGCAGACAAAUUGGCUAGAGGAGACAAGAGAAUACACAUGAAAAUCAAACGAUACAAAGCCAAACAGCAAAACACCAUGGCCUUUUUCAGUGAGCUUGACGAAGAGCCCUUUAAUCCUGAUUAUGUUGAAGUAGACCGUGUAUUAGAUAUGUCUACUGGAGUUGAUCAAAAUUCUGGUGAGCCAAUCACACACUACCUUGUGAAAUGGUGUUCACAGCCUUAUGAGGAAAGCACUUGGGAAAUUGAGGCUGAUGUGGACGAAGCUAAAAUCAAACAGUUUCAAAAGCUUAAGGAACUCCCACCAAUGCAACUAAGACAAUUUCGUCCCCGCCCAUACCCUCACGAAUGGUGUAAAAUGGACACAACACCAGUGUACAAGGAUGGUAAUACAUUGCGUGAUUAUCAACUAGAAGGUGUAAACUGGCUUACCUUUUGCUGGUGUAACAGGCAAAACUCCAUUCUAGCUGAUGAAAUGGGUCUUGGUAAAACUAUCCAGUCGAUCUCAUUUCUUAUUGAAAUGCAGCGGUAUGGUGUCAGGGGGCCAUUUCUUGUGAUAGCACCACUCUCUACCAUUUCUAACUGGCAAAGGGAAUUUGAGACUUGGAGUGACAUAAAUGCUGUUGUCUAUCAUGGAAGUGCAUCAAGCCGUCACUUGAUUCAGGAGUAUGAAUUUUACUUCAGAGAUGAAAAUGGCCAACCCUAUUCUGGAUUGUUUAAGUUUGAAGCAAUGAUUACAACAUAUGAAAUAAUCAUAGCUGACAACAUGCAAUUGAGCGCAGUGCCCUGGAGAUGUGUGGUAAUUGAUGAGGCUCAUCGCUUAAAGAAUCGCAACUGCAAACUACUGGAGGGCCUCAACAACCUGAGCAUGGAACAUCGAAUACUGUUGACAGGAACCCCACUGCAGAACAAUGUAGAUGAGCUGUUCAGUCUUCUGAAUUUCCUAGAACCAGCUCAGUUUCCCUCUCAAGUGGCUUUCCUUAUGGAGUUUGGUGACCUGAAGACGGAGGCUCAAGUCGAGAAACUGAAACAGCUUUUGAAACCAAUGAUGUUGAGACGACUUAAGGAAGAUGUUGAGAAAAACAUUGCUCCCAAAGAAGAAACUAUCAUAGAGGUUGAACUUACCACCAUCCAGAAAAAGCUGUACAGAGCCAUCCUGGAAAGAAACUUUGCCUUCCUAAGUAAGGGAGUGUCAUCCAGUGCAAAUGUACCAAAUUUGAUGAACACCAUGAUGGAACUCCGCAAAUGCUGUAAUCAUCCUUUCUUGAUCAAUGGUGCUGAGGACAAAGUGCUUUCAGAGCAUAACUUGUCACUGGUUGAAAAGACAGCCAAACACGCUAACAUCAUGAUUGAAGCCUCAGGAAAGCUUGUCCUUAUUCACAAACUUUUACCCAAACUGAAAUCCAGUGGACACAAAGUCCUUAUUUUCUCACAAAUGGUUCGUUGUCUUGACAUUCUGGAAGACUACCUUGUUCACAUGAGAUAUCCAUAUGAGAGGAUAGAUGGACGUGUCAGAGGAAAUCUCCGACAGGCAGCUAUUGACAGGUUCAGCAAACCCGACUCAGAUCGCUUCGUCUUCUUGUUGUGCACACGAGCUGGAGGGUUAGGAAUUAAUUUGACAGCUGCAGACACUGUUAUCAUUUUCGAUUCAGACUGGAAUCCUCAGAAUGACAUUCAAGCUCAGGCAAGGUGUCAUCGAAUUGGACAGAGCCGGUCUGUCAAGGUGUACAGGCUCAUCACUAGGAAUUCUUAUGAGCGUGAAAUGUUUGACAGGGCAAGCAUGAAGCUAGGCUUGGACAAGGCUGUGCUGCAAUCCAUGAAUACCAAGGAGAAUGCAAGUAACAAUCAAUCACUGUCCAAGAGAGAGAUUGAAGACUUGCUAAGAAAGGGUGCCUAUGGUGCGAUCAUGGAAGAAGAAAAUGAUGACAGUUCAAACAGAUUUUGUGAAGAAGACAUUGAUCAGAUUCUUGAGCGUCGCACACAGGUCGUCGUACUGGAGUCUCAGGGCAAGGGAUCAACUUUUGCGAAGGCAAGCUUUGUGUCAUCCAAAGGUGAAGAGGAAAUUGAUAUUGAUGACCCUGACUUCUGGCAGAAAUGGGCCAAAAAAGCUGAAUUGGAUGUUGAUCUCAUGAACAAGGAUAAUCGCAUCAUUGAUGCCCCACGACAAAGGAAACAAACUAAGAGAUAUGGCAAUGAGGAUGGGGAUUUUGAACUGUCAGACUUGGACCUUGAAGAAGAUGAUGAAGCACCUUUGCCACGGAGAUCAUCUUGGACCAGAGUGGAAUGUUUCCGAGUGGAAAAGAACCUGCUCAUUUAUGGCUGGGGACAGUGGAAAGAUGUGAUUGCUUCUGGAAGAUUCAAGACCAAGGUCUCAGAAAGAGAUGUUGAAGCAAUUUCCCGCACCAUACUGGUCUAUUGUCUCCACCACUACAAAGGGGAUGAGAAAGUAAAGGGUUUUAUUCGAGAUCUCAUCAAGGCUUCUGCCACCAGAGAAAGACUACCCAGUGAGGAAAGAGAUGCCACUUACACUCCUUUACCAGCAACAGGCAAGACCAAGACAAGAAACAAGAAGGGCAAGACUACAAACAAGAACAAGAGUGCCAUUGCUCUUCUUGAAGUCAGUAGUGAGUGGCGAACAUGUGAUCCAGAGACUCUUAUAUUAGAUGAAGGGUACAAGAAGCAUUUACAACACCACUGCAACAAGAUUCUCUUGCGUGUCAAACUGCUUUACUUUCUGAGACAUGAAGUGAUUGGAAAACUUGGACCCAAGAUAAAGGAGGGAUGCAAUGCAAGUGAUUUGGACAUAGUCAUCUACCCUCCUGAAGGAGACCCCCCAGCCACCUGGUGGGAUGAGGAAUGUGAUAAAUCACUUUUGGUUGGGGUCUACAAGUAUGGUUAUGAGCAUUACAAGACAAUGCGAGCAGAUCCCAGCUUGUGUUUCCUGUCAAAAGUUGGUCUUCCAAGCAAUAUUGCUGGGGAAGCCACUGACCCAGAUGAUAGAUACGAUGAUGAUGCUAAUGAUGAUCCAGACUAUCAACAACCAGCCAGUAUGUCCCAGAAAGACGAGGACAUGGAUGACGAAGACGAUAAGGACACUGUGUCUGCUGUAUCUUCGCCUGGUACACCUCGGAAAUCAGACAAGAGUUAUGAAGCAGUGGGAGGGGAAGCAAGGGGCACAUCAAGUCUAAGGUGGCCUACACCAUCAGAUUUGAACACAAGGCUCCGAAGAAUCAUUGCUGGGUAUCAAAGAGUAGUGAAGAAACAGGAACUAAAGAAAGCAGCUGCAGAAAAGGAAAGAGAAAGAAAGGAGAGGUUUGAAGAAGCAGUCAGACAGAAAGAACUGAAGAAAGCAGAAAUGGCCCAAAAGUGGUCCAAGCGUGAAGAAGUGGAUUUCUACCGCACAGUCUCCACUUUUGGUGUGGAGUACAAUAAGAAAGACGGUACCUACGACUGGUCACGAUUCAGACGCCUAGCACGACUGGACAAGAAGAAUGACGAGAGAUUGACUGCAUACUAUAUUGACUUCAUGGCCAUGUGUAGGAGAGUUUGUGGCCAAGCCACUGAAGAUGAUGCAGGACGAGGUACAAGUGUGGAAGCUAUUUCAGAGGAACGAGCCAGUAGAAGUCUUUACAGGAUACAGCUGUUAUCAAAGAUUCGAGAAGAGGUUUUACCUCAUGAGAAGUUGGAUGAGCGCCUUCAACUGGCCCAGCCAUCUCCCAGCUUUCCUGACUGGUGGCAGUGUGGGAAGCACGACAAGGACUUGCUUAUUGGUGUGACCAAACAUGGCAUCAGCAGAACAGAUUUCAAUCUUCUUAGUGAUCCUGAGCUUUCAUUUCUGGAAGUUAUAUCAAAGAUGCCAUCAAAUCCUGGAAGCACACUCAUGAAUAAAGCUCUUGGCGACGAAAAGAUGUCCUCUCCUGCGGGAAGUAUCAAGACAGAAUCAUCAGUUCCAUUUGAUGGCUUCUCCCCUCUGAACAAUGAUCAUGAAGAUAGACAAGGAGAAGAAGCCAUCAAAAGUUUUUCUCAGCAACUACCCAACAUGGAUAAGGUGCCAGAAGUCGAUGGCCCAGCUUCACCAUCACUAGGUGAACGGACAACAACAGUACCAUCCGCCACACCAGUGGCACCAACCUUGACAUCAGUGAAAACAGAGGUACAAACUCCAUUGAGUGAGACAUACAGAUCUGGAUCUCCAGGUGCUGAUAUGGUCCCUCCCGCUCAGGAUCAGAGUAUUGUUAAAGAAGACACUGGUCUAGGUGCAGCAGGAGCAGCUGCGGACCCCAAGACUGAGGAUAUGGAAGAUACCAGUAGGCACAGCACUCCCAUUCCUGCUCACCUCAAUCCAGCGAUGAACCAAGAUGAGGACUCGCAACUGAGCUUCAACCAGGAGAGCCAGUCAAGUGAGGCUUCCAUUUUCUCUGUGAGGUGGCCCAAGGACAAAGUUGUCAUCCAACGUUUGGAUCAACUCUGUGAGUGUGUAUUGAAGGGAGAAUGGCCAAUUGUAAGCAAGGUGGCAGAUGCCUUACUUCAGAAUCAGCUGGCAGCCAAUUCGCCAUUAUCUGGAGGCUAUCCAGGUCUUGGAGAUGUUGAUAUGGGUUCAUUACCACCUGGCUUUGCUGUUGGCGAAGAUGGACAACCUGAGGAUCCGUCCAAGGCCUUUAAACUCAAAAGGCUUGAUGGUUUAAAGCUUACUUUCAAGAAGAACAGACGGAAGAGAAAGAAAGAUGCAGAGAUGGGUGAAGGUCUUGCAGAAGAUGGAGGGUCAGUUCACAAAGAACCAGGUCACCGAAAAAUGCUUGCCCGAGUUGAUGGAGAAUGGAAUGAAGCCAUGAUGAACAUGGAAGUACCAGGUCAUGACUUCAGAUGGGAUCCUGCCAUGGGCAUGAAACCUCCGAGGAAGAAGAGAGUGUCGAAAAAAGAAAAAGGCGAAAAGCCCGAAAAGCCACCUUCUGGGAAGAAGCGAGGGAGGAAACCUAAAACCGAUAAGCUCGGAUCUGCGGGCAGAUUGGCUGACACUGGUGGUGCAGUGGUUCCAUCUGAUGGGGCUGCCCUGGAAUGGACUGGCUUUUCUCUUCCAAAUAGAAUGGAGGGAGGUGUGAAUCAGGUGCCUGUGAUAGAAGAAGUGUCUGCUGGUCAUGCGAGAGCUGUCCUUGCAAAGUCACCCCAUGAAAGUGGAACAAAUCCUGCUUUUCCAGCUUUUUCAGAUGAAUUCAAGAAUUCAAGAAUGGAAGGGGAGUCACGUGGCACAAGUGGACAAGAGGAACAUGUUGCCGUUAUUGAUAGAGAAACGGGAAGAAAGUUGGUAGGAAAUGUAGCACCAACGCUUUCUAAUCUUGUGGACUGGCUCCAGCAAAACAGCAGUUAUGAUGUCGCUGAAGAGUCUACAGCAUUUGUCCGUAGCAAGGGUAUUUUACCCCCUUCCCUGGUGAGCAGACUGUCUCACGGUGCAAAACAGUCGAAUCCUACCACGCCCACAGCUGCUGGACCACAAACUUCACACCAUUUAUACGGAUCGUACAAUGAGAUGAAUUAUGGUACUGCGGUGUCUAAGUCUCAGUUUGAUUCAUCAUCACUCUCGACGUCAUUGACAUCAACCGCUACCUCCAGCACUCACAGUGAACCCACCCGGGCUUCGUUCUCAUAUGACUCGUCCCAGUUUGGGAAUUUUCCGCAUGCCAUGCCUUUUGGCCCAUUUGGUCACAUGCCUUAUUACGCGUCGUAUGGAAUGGGCAUGCCAGCAAAUUCCCAGGGAACCACUUCGUUCGGCGAGAAUGCUUCGUCAAAACCGGCACAAUCACCAGUCAGCCCUAACCCGUCCGCUUCACAGGUCAUGUUCAAUAACUCUUAUUCGUCACUGUAUGCGGGACAGCAGCCUGAGAAUGGACUGCAGGGUUACGCACCUGCUAUGGCAUCAAAUGCUUUUUCGUUUCCACUUUUGAACAAUGGUAAUCUUGCGUCGUCGCCCCUGUCGUCUAAAGGCGAUUUCUUACCAGACAGCGCAAGCCAUGGUUCUUCGAGUAUUGGGAGUGAUAUUUCAUCGCAAGGCAGUCCAGACAAUGAUUGCUGAUGGCAAGAUACUUGAGUAGCUCUUGCCAGCAGUUUAACAUAUUCAAAGGCUAAGCCAAUGGUUAGAUAAUAGAGAUUGAAAGCCUAACCUUAAUAUUGACUUAAGCUAUUUCUUAAAUUUGCUUAAAAUACUAGCGGUAGUAAAGGGGAAUGCAUUUAUAUCUUUAGUAAAGUGUCGGUAUAUGUAGUCACUAGUGGACGAUAGACAAAGCUCUCUUGCAUAAAUUCAGCUAAACAUUUGUUUUGUUUUUAAGCAUGGGCUGGUUUUGGAGCUUUUUACACUCGAAUAUUGUACGUGACUAUCGUUUGCUGUCAAAUAACUGCACUAAAAACCAAGAAAUUUGCGUUUAUGGCCAACUCGAUAGAGAGAAGCCGUCGAGAAUUGUUGAAUUCUGAAUCCAAAACUGAAACGGCUUCUCUUUUUUUUUUCGGAGAUCCUUCCUGAUGCAAUAUUUGCAGAAAUUAUUAUCUACCUUCAGUGCAUUCGCUUUUCUUUGCUUGUUUGUUUGUUUGUUUGUUUGUUUGUUUGUUUUUUGUUUUGGAUUCUUGGUCAAGAGAGGGCUUUCUAAUCCAUAUACUUAUUCUUAUAUACAUAUGCAUGAUUUAUAUAAAUAUAUAAUAUACAAACUUGCUACGCCUUUGGGCAUUGUACAUUGAAUCGACUUAGACAAUAAUUUUUAUAAUGACAAUCCUUUGUUCUAUAAAACCGGACAUCAGUUUAUUGGUCUCCUCGUCUACAGUGAAAGAAAAAAAUAAUCGAAGACUCGAAGAUUCUGCCAUUGGUGCAAAAAUUAAUAUAUUGCAGCAGACCUGCUAUUUAUUUUGUGAUCAGAAUAUUUGCACAAACUUCUAGACAACGUUUUGUACCUUUUUAUCGACACGUCUGCUCCUGGUAAACAUUCUGAAACAAUCAAUUCAAUUCAAUCAAGCUAUCAUUGAGGACAACAGAAACUUAUUUAUUAUUAUGAAUCUCCUCGAAGCUGCAUCAACCGUACUUAUAAUGUCUUACAAAUGCAGUAAAUAUCAGGUUAACCUUUUUGUCGCUGGGAAAAUGCACAGUCGUUCGUUUUCUUUUCGUUUUUUUUCUUUUUCUUGGGGUGCUCUCAGUGUUAAUUACUUACAGUUAUACAUUAGUGGGUGUGUGCCUCCAAUAUAUCAGGCUUUUUUUGUUUGCACCCCUUGCCGUCUUCUCUAGGAACAGGGUUUCAUUAUGUUAAUUAUACUUUGUAUAUAUGACUCCUGGGAGCUAUUGAUUUUUAGGCAGCUUCCUUCACGCUUCCCCAACUAAUAAGCCAACGUUUGAGGACGAAACUCUUUUUACAGAGGUGUCAUUGUGUAUCGCUUGGUUAAUCUCGAGGCGGUUUCAGUGUGGAGUGUAGAAUCGUUUCUGCUAGGAGAUUGAUUCAAGUGACAGCUUACAAAUGGGGGAAAUGUGUAAGAGGCGUAGAUUUACAAACUUCUUGUCUUCGUAUUGUGGCCUGUUACUAGUGUAGAAGGAGUUAGAUCUUAGGGGGAAUGUUUCUGGAGUCAGUACAUUGUAGGCCACUUUUCGCUAUGACUGUGUAUUUAUUCUUGUGAUAUGAAAUGAAUCUCGAAUUGACUGAGUUAAUUUUGAUAUAAACUUGUCUGUAUUUAAUGGACUGUAUUUAUUAAUUUGAAUGAAAAUUUUUACAAAUAUUUUUAAUAAAUCUCUGCUGCUCUGGUGUCUCUUAACGAGUCUUGGCUGAAGUCUUGUUUUCUUUUGUUUGUUUGUUUGUUUGGUGUUCUCGUUUUGAAGAUCUUCACAACGAUCACAUUAUAGGCUAUGUUCGAGUAGCCAUUUGCCUCUCUUUCAAAGCGAGUCCUCGGGCAAAACUUGUUACACGAAAAUAAGUUCGAUCUGCUUGAGAACGAACGUGCUGUUAUAAUGGUUUGGUUCGCGGACUCGUUUUCGCGCAGACAAAUGUACUACCGGACCUAUUACUAAAUGUCUUCCACAUCGAAUACUACCUAGACCUUCCAGAAUGACCGUGGAAGGGAAAUGGGUACGACUGCAAGUUCCUACAGAAAUUCGUUUUUCGUAUGGAAGAAUCAGAGUAUUCUGUUUUAGUUCAAGCAAUCGAAGGCAAAAUCAACUGUUUUCAACGCAUAUUCCAACCCAUGGUAAACAUGUCGCCCACAAUGGCUACGAGGCGAGCCGUUUUAGAUUGGUUUUAGAUUUGAUUUUAUUUGAUUGGUUUCACAAAAGCCAUAGUUCCAAAGACAUCAAAUUUUGAAGCGGAUUCAAACCUUGCAUACGUUAUUCCCUCACAUCUUUGGAACGAACCGGAGUAGACUGUAAAUUCAGAGAAAAUUUAUGGGUUUCGUUGAUGCACGUGAUGAAUUUGAUCACCCUAAAAAUGUAUCCCGAUCGAGAUCGUACCAAAGGAGACCAAAGGAGAGUUCAUUGAUUUUGUGAGGUCGGGCUGGAGGUUCGAACUCUAGUCUGAAUUUCGAAACGGCAUUUCGAGAGAGAUCGAGAGACGCGAUUUCUGUUUUACCUCUAUGACCAAAAAAUUGAGAUAUUAUUUCUCCCUUACCUGAAUACCAUGCCAAUAAAUUAAAGCUGUACCUGAAGUUAUUAAAUUGUCAUCGAAACCUUACUUCUAGUCAAACUAACCGGAGUGUUUAUCGGGGCAUUGCUAAUUAAGCUAACCAGGGCUUGAAGAAAUUCAACACUUAAAUUCGAAGCUCGAAACUUCAUCCCGUGCCCAUAAGAUAGGCAGCCGGUAGACCCCCCUAGAAGAACGCACCCCAUCGACCCAAGGUGUGCCGAAAAUUGCCCUGGUUUUGCUUUUAUUAAUUAUGUCAAUCAAUCAAUCAAUCAAUCAAUCAACCAAGUCGAGUUGUCAGGAGGUGUCACAGGCAGGAGACACCUUUUUUUUGUACAACUUGUCUUAUCUCGAAACGACGCAACAGAAGCACGAAACAUUGCCUUUGACAUCAGCGCCUUUACGGUGCGACUACUCCAACCAAGCCCACCCGACAAAAUUUUCUACCAAUUUAAUGGAUAAAAAUCGUGGAGGACCGUGGAGGUUAAGAACAAAUUAUCCAUGUAAUCAAGCU
This is a messenger RNA of Orbicella faveolata, 12486 nucleotides long. RefSeq names its product ATP-dependent chromatin remodeler CHD8-like. The record is from RefSeq and is a predicted model, not a curated record. Gene Ontology annotation, molecular function: ATP binding; protein binding. Lineage: Eukaryota; Metazoa; Cnidaria; Anthozoa; Scleractinia; Merulinidae.